Molecule: messenger RNA, 675 nt
Organism: Umbelopsis ramanniana AG
Lineage: Eukaryota; Fungi; Mucoromycota; Umbelopsidomycetes; Umbelopsidales; Umbelopsidaceae
Exons: 3
Coding region: 145-588 (147 amino acids)
Source: RefSeq, a predicted model, not a curated record
CUUUUGUUAUAUUGCAAGAAAUAAAACAAAAAAUAAAAUAAAAAAAGACAAUGUGUACCAAUAAUCACGUCAAAAUGUGGGGGGAAACAGGAACAACAUUGCUGUGGGAGCAAGGUUCGACUCGCUGUACACGUGACUCAGACAAUGGUUCUUUUCAACAUGAAGCAGCUGUUAAUUUUUUUUUUCAAAGGUAUGCUCAGAGGUCGACUGCUGCUUUCACUUCCUAAACAUAGAAUGGUAUCGUCGACUGGUUCAAGUGUUACCCAAUACCAUAGUGAUUGCAAUAAAACUGUGACUGUGGAUGGUCACCAAAUCAAGAUUCCUUUCACUCCAGGUGAAGAUGAGCCAACAUGGGCUAAUGCCUGGAGACAAGCGGUUCUUGACGAAAAAGCCAAAACAUAUAUCGAUCCAGCAACAGGUUAUACGGUAAUGACGGAACUGAGUCACUUGAGCCGAGGAUUUUGUUGUGGAAAUGCCUGUCGCCAUUGCCCGUACAAUAAUAUCAAUGUGGGCAAACCAGCCAAAGAACGUGUCAAUGCUAAUGGUGAGUUGCUUUACAAGGGCAAGGGGAGCAAGAUCGACUGGUAAGGUUUUUUUGUCUCUCCCAGUGGACUGCCAGAAAAAGCAAUCCACCUCAGCUGGCCGUACCAACACGCCCCCCAAGCAUUUUGGCUG